CUAGUAUUAUAAAUAUGGAUAGGUUGUUAUCAUUUUAUUCAGUCAAUGAAUCUAUGAAAAUUAAUAUUUUGGCUCAAUUGAUUGUGCAUCAAGAAACCUUCCCUAAGGUUGCCGACGAGUCACGACUCGCGCCCAGCCGUCUCCUUCGCUGGAAGUCUUCGCCGACCCAAACCUCUUGGGCACUCGACGACUACGGUCUUGUUUCUUGAUUGUGUGUGGAAUUCAACGUUGAGGAUCGCUAUCCUUAACAUAAACCCUCGAAAAUCUGGGUCGUCGGCUUCCCAUUCGAUCCCAUCAUCGAAGUUCUGAGAGUGGACUGUACCUAAAAGCCUCAGAUUGCUUGCCACGCUUUUUUUACUUCAAAAAUGGAAAACUUAUAAAGCUAGAACCGUAGUUGUUGUUGUUGCUGCUGCUAUCUUUGAGCUUUCUUUGGUUUCUUGAGAGUGAGAAUACGUGUUUGAAACGCCCCCAGCAUGAAUGCAUCUGAUCUUCUCUUGCAUCAUCGUCACCGUCGGGAGAUGAAUAUUUGUGUUUCAUUCGGGGAUUUUUGCACAUUUCUGCUAAUGUUUUUGAAGUUAUGGGAAGAGCUUGUGGUAGAGAAAAAUAGGAAGAUAUAUCGGUUGAGUUUUUAUUUAGGAUAACAAGAAUGUUAUUGUGACCAUAAAAUAUUCUUUUGUUUUUGGCUCUUUUAGGUUAUUAAACGUGGGAAUUGUAUUAUUUGGUUUGGUGAAUGUAGUACUUGUAAUUAUUUGAUAACUAACCAGAUAUUUGAUUUUCUUGUGAAUUAUGGUCAAUAUCGAGUAUAUAAUCAGUGAUUUCAAAAUUUGUAUUUAUCAUUAAAUUAAUGGUAAUUUGUGUAAAUUGUUAUCUAACAAUUCAUGUCAUCAAACUAGAAAAAUUAUUUUUGAAAUAUCAAAUUGAAAAUUUAAAUAAUACAAGCCCAUCAAAAGGAAAGCUGUGCAUCUACCCCAAACCAUGGUUUCGCAUUUCAGUAAUGGAUGAAUGUUGCGGAGAUUUUUGAUGCUCACGACGCAUACUUUGAUUGUUGUAACUAUCAUCGAAUUGAUGAGUGCUUUCCUGUUUUCAAAAGGGGGAAUGGCUGCGGCUGGAGUUUCUGAUGAUCAGGUCACUAGCGUAUGCGGUCACUGUGACAGAGCUAUUCCAUCUUCCAAUAUUGACUUGCAUUUUGCUCACUGCUCCCGGAAUCUGGAGAAGUGUAUAGUGUGUGGUGAUAUGAUACCCCGGAAACAUGCAGAAGAGCAUUUUCUGAGUACCCAUGCCCCGGCCUGUUGUUCCCUGUGCAGUGAGACUAUGGACCGUGAUAUUUUAGAUGUUCACAAAGGAGAAAAUUGCCCGAAAAGAAUUGUGACUUGUGAAUAUUGUGAAUUUCCACUGCCUGCAAUUGAUCUAUUGGAGCACCAGGAAGUUUGUGGAAAUCGGACAGAGUUAUGUUACAUGUGCCAUAAAUAUAUAAGACUUCGAGAGAUGCAUAGCCAUGUAAGCAGAUGCACCGGUGCUGUUAGUAACGUAGCUGAGUCAUCAAGGAACACGAGGGCACUGGAAAGGGAAAGGGAAAGGGCUGCAGGUGCUCCGAGGAGGCAACCGCGUGAGUUUUCUCCAAGGCGUCUACUGUUUACUAUUGCAAUAACAGGGAUUGCUGUUCUAUUAGGUUCGCUUUUCUUCCAGAGGAAGCCAGGCCGGACUCCAGUGAACUAAGAAUGCUCUUCUUUCUAGGCUACUACUGCUUACACCAUCUUACUUGGUUUUACGUCUAAUGUUAUAAUUCAUGGCAUGCUUAUAAUGUUGAAAGAUUUGAGCGCAUGGAUCUUUGUAUCAUUUGAGAGACAUUAUUGUUCCAUUCGGUAAAUAGUCUUAUUUGUAAAAAGGGAACCAAAUCUUAUUUGUACCGGGAAAGAAUAAAUUGUCCGUUCUUCUUUCAAACA
This is a messenger RNA of Salvia splendens (bonfire salvia), 1943 nucleotides long. Its product is annotated as TRAF-type zinc finger domain-containing protein 1. The record is from RefSeq and is a predicted model, not a curated record. Gene Ontology annotation, cellular component: mitochondrion. The transcript is spliced from 6 exons. Bases 1003 to 1716 code for a protein of 237 amino acids. Lineage: Eukaryota; Viridiplantae; Streptophyta; Magnoliopsida; Lamiales; Lamiaceae.